AUGGAAGAGUGCAGUCGUUGUUAUGUUAAAAAACCAAUUGAAGCCUUUAAAGGUACAAAAAAUAAAGGCACAAACGCAAAUGGGUUAAAAAAAACAUGUUUUGAGUGUAGAACUAAAAUUUCUUCGGCAGCAAAAAUUAAACGUAACCAAAAAAGGGAAGAGAUUCAA
Racocetra persica is the source of this 168-nucleotide messenger RNA. The record is from the annotation of a GenBank genome assembly. Lineage: Eukaryota; Fungi; Glomeromycota; Glomeromycetes; Diversisporales; Gigasporaceae.